This is a messenger RNA of Salarias fasciatus (jewelled blenny), 2999 nucleotides long. RefSeq names its product claudin-8-like. The record is from RefSeq and is a predicted model, not a curated record. Gene Ontology annotation, cellular component: membrane; bicellular tight junction. The coding region runs from base 127 to 1176 and encodes 349 amino acids. NCBI's taxonomy places the organism in Eukaryota, Metazoa, Chordata, Actinopteri, Blenniiformes, Blenniidae. Gene Ontology annotation, molecular function: structural molecule activity. The transcript has a single exon.
CCCAUAACAGACGACCGUCUGCAGAAACAGCUUGUUUCAGAUGAGAUCCUGACUGCGUCGGACAAGUCACUGAUUCACCCUCCAGAGUGGACGUGCGCUACUUGGUGGAUAGUUGGACACUGAGCAAUGGUUCAAGGUGUUUCUGAGAUCGCCGCGAUGUGCGUCGGCCUGAUCGGGCUGAUCGGGGCGGCCGCCGCUACCGGGAUGCCCAUGUGGAAGGUGACGGCGUUCAUCGGGGAGAACAUCAUCGUGAUGGAGACGCGCUGGGAGGGCCUGUGGAUGAACUGCUUCAGACAAGCCAACAUCAGGAUGCAGUGCAAGGUGUACGACUCCCUGCUGUUCCUGCCGCCGGAGCUGCAGGCCGCCCGGGGCCUCAUGUGCUGCUCUCUGGCCUUGUCGGGGCUCGGGCUGCUCGUGGGUAUGGCCGGGAUGCGAUGCACUUCCUGUUUUCAGGGCAACGAGCGGGCUAAGACCAUCAUCCUCAUGGUGGCGGGCGGGAUGCAGUUCAUGGCUUCCUUUUCUGUCUUCAUCCCCGUGUCGUGGACGGGUCAUGCGAUCAUUAGGGAUUUUUACAAUCCCUUGCUGAUUGAUGCCCAGAGGAGGGAGCUGGGCGAGGCGCUCUACAUCGGCUGGGUGACUGGAGCCUUUCUUUUCGCCUCUGGCCUGCUGUUUGUUUGCCGGCGGAUGCCUUCGGACAAAGGCUCGUUCGACGUUUACCAACCACCUCAGCUACUCGGCUACAAGCCGACGCCCGCUAAACCAACGCUGAUGCGGUACCAUCCUCUGUCUACGGUUUCCAGCCUCCACAACUCUGCUCAGACUUACAUGGGACAACAACUCCCAGUGCCGCUGCAAGGCGUCCCUCAAGCAAUGACGAACGACGGAGUGCUGCUCUACAACCCCGGCCCUCCUGAAAACGCCUCGCUGUUGUACCAACACAGCCACCGUCCUUCAGUGCAGAGCUCCCAUCACGGAGGAAGCAUGUACACUCCAGGGAACUCGCUGUACAUCAGCCCGACCACCACACCCUUUUCUCUGACUUACACAGGCAAUCCGUCUGCAUCCUACCAGUCCAGCUUCCACCCGGUUCCACACACUCCCAUUUUUAUAGGAUAUAAGGAAUCGAGAGCAGAACCAGAGGCUCACAGCGGGAUCAGGCCUGGUGUAUACAUAUAAAGACAACCUGGAGAUUGAGGAGAAAACUGUGAAAUGAAAAGGCUUCUGCUAAUAUUCGGAUUAUUUUGAUACUCGGUAUGAAUAACGUUGCUUGUUUUUACUUUCAGAUUUUCUAUUUACAUUCUGUAAAAUCAUUUAAAUGACAUGUGAACAGCCUGUAUAUGACUGGGAGACGAAUCAUUACCCUGAAUGACUUUCCCUGAAUACCAAUUUGUGGAAAAUUAUGUUUUUGACACAUCAGAGCCCGAUGUUGAGCAACUCUGGAACAUCUGUUCAUCAGUUCUUCAUGGUUUUAUGUGACAGGGUUUUCUUUUGUUUCUUUUUUGGGGUAUUUUACUAUUGUUGACUAUUAAACUAUAUUAACCACCAGUCCAGUAUAAUCAACUAACUUCUUAAAUCCCUACUAUUUAAGUUAAUUUGUGGUAAUAAUAAAAUUUUGUGGACUUAUCUGUUGAAGAGCUCUUAAAAGUUAAGACAGACUCAUAGAUCUUGAAAACGACGUGGAAACACGUUGUGAAAGUCCACACACACUUGUUCUCAUGUUGACUGCAGGACCCAGAAAAAAUAACAGGCAAAUUUUGUGAACUUUGAUCAUUAUCGAGUGAUUUGCAUGAGAAAAACAACUUUCUGUGUUGCUUUUGACAUUAACCAGAACAAACUCCUGAUGCUUUCAUUUUGCACCACUAGAUGGCCCCAGAGGACACGAUGAGUCUGCUGAAAUGUGGACAGCUUGUGAAACAGUUCCUGCUGUCACAGCAGGUGUUGGAAGAAUAAUUUCCUCUUUCCAUUGAGUUUUAUGAGCUGUCAGAUUCACCAGAUAAAUGUUUAAUAUAACACUAAACUUCAAAUAAAAGGAAUAAUUUGAAAACAUGACCACCUGGUUAAUGCUCCAGGCCAUUUAGAAUUAUUAUGAACAAGCUGGAGAGACUGAAAUCUUCAAUUCUCCCACCUGGAGUUUCAGAAAUAUGAGGUUAGGAGAAAGUAAACUGCACAAAAUGUUUAAAUUAAUGAAAGGACACAGAGGAACAAAAAGCAACCUUUCAGAAAACACCCGAUUUCUUUUCCUUGGUUCGGAGCAUCAGUACUUCCGUCCCAGGUCUCUCUGUUUCAAGGUAUAAAGCAAAGUGGGUUUAAGGUAACGUGAACACAUUUUUAUUUAACCACAAGACUGUGUCAGAUGAAUGGUCUGAGGUAGUUAAUCUUCAAGGGAGCAUCACCAACCAGUUUGAAGAUUAGAUUUGCGUUUCCAUCAGGACUGGAGCAAAGAUUUAAUCAUUCCUCGGUGUACCAAAGCAAAGACGUUGUCGAGGUCGAAUGUUGCCAGAUUUGAAGUUAAUCUUCAGGACGUAUCCAUGUUUGCGGAUCAGCGGCUUGGCUGUGCCCUCAAUUGAGCGCCUGUACGGGAGGGACGCUCAGCCGACGUCAAGCCAGCAGAGGACGCUGCAGCUGAUGCAGGAUAUGAGGAGGGGUGGAUUUCAGUAUAAGAGGAAUCAUGCUGGAGCAGCAGGGGAUGAUUUCAGAUCCAUUUGCAGCUUAGAUUGACACCAGGAAUUCCAAUAAGCAAGAAGCAUGUAUCAUGGGAUCGCAUGUGUCACAUUUAAGGCACUUGCUGUUCAUUGUUUUUAAGAAAAACUGCAAGUUUUGGCUGAAAUUUCUCAGGAAACCUGUUUUUUCCACUGCUGUCGUUUCCAACGUCCCGCCUCUUAUUCUGAAGGGCGACAGAGGAAGUUGUGAGAUGUGCUUGCUCACCUGACAGCAGGACUCCAGAGCUGGUCCUCCUCCUCCUCCUCAGCUGCAGCCUCCAAUUCAAGUGUGCACCGGGA